This is a messenger RNA of Chelonoidis abingdonii (Abingdon island giant tortoise), 1009 nucleotides long. RefSeq names its product histone H2B type 1-B-like. The record is from RefSeq and is a predicted model, not a curated record. Lineage: Eukaryota; Metazoa; Chordata; Testudines; Testudinidae. Gene Ontology annotation, molecular function: protein heterodimerization activity; structural constituent of chromatin; DNA binding. Gene Ontology annotation, cellular component: nucleosome.
AUGUACGAGUAUAUGUUUCUGACUCACGCAAAAUUUGAGUUACACAAGGCUUUCCGGAACGGAACAAUUGCUUACUCCAUUUAUGUCUACAAGGUGCUGAAGCAGGUUCACCCCGACACCGGCAUUUCCUCCAAGGCCAUGGGCAUUAUGAACUCCUUCGUCAACGAUAUCUUCGAGCGCAUCGCCGGGGAGGCGUCUCGCCUGGCGCAUUACAACAAGCGCUCCACCAUCACCUCCCGGGAGAUCCAGACCGCCGUGCGCCUGCUGCUGCCCGGAGAGCUGGCUAAACACGCCGUCUCGGAGGGCACCAAGGCCGUGACCAAGUACACCAGCUCCAAGUAAACGGGUUGUGCCUCUUCGGGAAGUUGUUGCACUUAAAACCCAAAGGCUCUUUUAAGAGCCACCCACUUUCUCAAUGAGAGCUUGAGUUGCUGUUUCACUGGCAGAAAGUAACUAAAGGCUCCUUUUUAAAACGUGCUUUGAAUAUCUGGGAUAACUCUAGUCCUGGUCUUCGUGUUUCUUGAGUUUAACACCGAGUCAAGUAUAUCGUGUGAUCAUUUAAGGAGGGUUCAUAAUGCUGUCAAUAUACUAGGUAUUGUCUUGGCUUCUAAGAAUAUGCAGUAGUUAGAUGGGUAAACGCUACAGGAAAUGCAAAACCCUGCACUUCUAGGUGACGAGUGUUUAGGUGAAUCAACAUGAAAUAUCUCCUUGUGUCCUUUCCAUUUCAUAUAGCUUAGAAAAGCUCACGUCUUUAUUCUUUCCAUGCCUGAAACCCAGUGUGGUCAAUGAAUGGUCUUUUAUAGACAAAAUAAACUGAAGGAUUUUUUGUUUGUUUUUAAUAUCAGAUUUUAUAGGGAUAGGAUCAAUGAAUCAUACCCUAAACCAGUUUUUCUCGGCUUCCCCAGGAGGGGAAAGCUGCUAUUCAUUUCCCGGUAUUUUCAGAUGGUUUGUUUCCCAGAGGACUGUUAAUCUCCGUGAAAUCUGCCUUUCUAAAACCGGAUUUGGGGGC